Cyphellophora attinorum is the source of this 1524-nucleotide messenger RNA. RefSeq lists its product as uncharacterized. Gene Ontology annotation, molecular function: oxidoreductase activity. The record is from RefSeq and is a predicted model, not a curated record. Gene Ontology annotation, cellular component: cytoplasm. The transcript has a single exon. Bases 1 to 1524 code for a protein of 507 amino acids. NCBI's taxonomy places the organism in Eukaryota, Fungi, Ascomycota, Eurotiomycetes, Chaetothyriales, Cyphellophoraceae.
AUGGAAGCAGUGCCACAGCCCAUGAUCAACGACUUACUCGGUCAGAUCAGUGCCGAUCCUCAGCUUCCACGUCCAAAUCCAACAUCAGCGUUCUGGCAACUGCCUCCACAUCCUACCAUCUCUCAAGUCCAAUCAAGUUCACUACCCCAGUCGGCCGACUAUGUAAUCAUCGGCAGUGGCAUCACAGCCUGUAGUGUUGCUGCGCACCUCCUCACCAAUCCCGACUUUCCCAAGUCCGCCCAUGUUACAGUCCUUGAAGCUCGUACCCUGUGCUCUGGAGCCACAGGAAGGAACGGGGGCGCCUUGACCUCCUGGGUUCCACUCGCCUUCACCGACCUAAUCGCCCAAUAUGGCCAGGAGGAAGCCAUCAAGAUCGGCAGAUAUGCAUUCCGAACUCUUUCCAAGAUGCAUGACCUUGGAAAUUCAAGACCAGAAUUCAAGGAUGCCAGUGAAGUGCGCCGGUUACGGGACGUGCUAGCAUUCGUCGACGCGGAAGCGUUCGAGGGUGCCAAGCUCUCGUUCCAGAAGUACGAGGAUCUCAUCGGCAAGGAAUACUCGCUGAACUCCGAGGUCUUGACCGCUCAAGAGACACACGAGCAUUACAACAUGACAAACGUUGCCGGAGCGCUGCUGGUAGACUGUGGCGCGUACUGGCCCUACCGAUUGAUCACAGCCCUCUGGGCCGACCUACUUAAGACCUACUCCAAACAACUGAGCAUCGAAACCAACACCCCAGCACAAUCUGUCACAUUCGAUCCCAACACUAGCACAUAUACAAUUACCACUCCCAAUGGCACCAUCACCACACCCAAUGUCAUCCACGCCACAAACGGCUACACAGGCCAUCUUCUCCCCGCCCUCCGCGGCAAGAUUCAUCCCCUUCGCGGCACCAUGUCUACCCAACACCCACCCCUAGGCUUCGGCCACUACGGCACCGAGCGAGCGUGGUCCAUUUCGCACGCGCCCCGCUAUGAUACGGAAACUAAGCAGUUCGAGGCAGGGCUAUACUACGCGAACCAGAAUCCAAAGUCGCAGGACGUGUUCAUUGGCGGCGAGAAAGUCUUGCUCACGGAGAUCUUCGUCACUGAUGAUACAGAGGUUCGAGAAGAAGCGAGGCGGAACAUCGAAGGCAUCCUACCGAGAUAUUUCGAUAAGAAGGGAUUGACGAAGGAGAAGCAGGAGCAGGAGCCGGAAAUCCGGAAGGUGUGGUCCGGGAUCAUGGGCUUUACAAGCGAUGGUAUGCCGCUUGUUGGCAAAGUGCCUCAUACAAUCAGCCAACGGAAGCCCGACAGCGAUGAGAUAGGCAGUGGAGGCGAAUGGAUUGCGGCAGGCUUCAACGGGUACGGCAUGCCGCAGUGUUGGUCGGUGGGCGAGGCAGUCGCGAAGAUGAUUCUCGGCAAGUACGAGACGGAGGUGAAGGAUUGGCUGCCAGAUGCUUGUUUGAUUACAGAGAAGAGGUUGGCAAAGAUGUCGGCUGAGGCGAGUCUAGCGCACUUAACUGGCAUCAAGGUGAGGAGGUGUUGA